Molecule: messenger RNA, 1731 nt
Organism: Trichosurus vulpecula (common brushtail)
Lineage: Eukaryota; Metazoa; Chordata; Mammalia; Diprotodontia; Phalangeridae
Product: lipolysis-stimulated lipoprotein receptor-like
Biological process (GO): establishment of blood-brain barrier; tricellular tight junction assembly
Cellular component (GO): plasma membrane; tricellular tight junction
Source: RefSeq, a predicted model, not a curated record
AUGGCUCCGGCGGCCCCGGGACCUCAAAGGGCAUCCCCAACGCUGCCAGGACUAGACUCACGACGGCGGAGUGCGCUGCCUCAGCUCUGGUUGCUGCUCCUGCUGACCCCCUGGUGCUCAGCUCCUGUUGGCUUCAUCCAGGUCACGGUGUCCAAGUCCUUCCAAGUGAUCAUCCUCUUCCAGCCCGUGACCUUUCCCUGCUCCUACCAGGUGUCAGGAGUGCCCACCCAUCCUAUAGUGCUCUAACUCUGUCGGGUUCACAUUGCGGAUGCUUUCUCCUCAGCCCGCUCUGACAGCCAGCUCAACGCCCAGCUUGCUGCUAGCAACCCAGGCUACAGCCCCUAUGUGGAGUGUCAGGACAGCUCCCGAACAGUGAGGGUGGUGGCCAUGAAGGAGGGGAACGCUGUGACUCUAGGCGAAUUCUACCAAGGGCGACGGAUCACCAUCACUGGGGAUGCCGACCUGACCUUUGACCAGACUGCCUGGGGAGACAGUGGCGUCUACUACUGCUCUGUGGUUUCUGCUCAGGACCUCCAAGGCAACAAUGAAGCUUAUGCUGAGUUCAUCGUCCUGGACUGGCUCUUUGUGGUCUUCAUUGUCUUGGCUGCCUUCUUGGUCUUCCUCCUCUUGGGCAUCUGCUGGUGCCAGUGCUGCCCUCACACAUGUUGCUGCUAUGUACGCUGUCCGUGCUGCCCGGAUAAAUACUGCUGUCCCGAGGCCCUGUAUGCUGCUGGUAAAGCUGCUACCUCAGGGGUCCUGAGCAUUUACGCACCCAGUGGCUACUCACCCAGCACCUAUGCUCACCUCGCUCCAGUCAAGGCUUCUUCCUCUCCACCCAUGAUCACAAUGGGUCCUGUCCACAACGGCUUCGCAGGGGAUUUUGACCGACAGAGCUCAGUUGGUGGCCACAGCUCCCAGGUGCCCUUUCUUCGUGACACAGACAGUACCAGAAACUCGGAAGUAAGAAGUGGUUAUCGGAUCCAGGCCAACCAGCAGGAUGGCUCCAUGAAGGUGUUGCACUACAUGGAGAAGGAGCUGGCUAAUUUUGACCCUUCCCGGCCUGGCAUGCCAAAUGGCCGUGUGGAGAGGGCCAUGAGUGAAAUGGCGUCCCUUCAUGAAGAUGACUGGUGCUCCAGGCCUCACCAGGCUCCCACCCUCGUCCAAGAUGAACAUUUGGACUAUCGAUCCCAAAGGAGCCCAGGAGGAUGGAGAGGGAUCACGAGCCGAGAGUGGGAUCGGGAGCGAGAGCUAGAACGUCCGCGAGAUCGGGGGGAAUGCUGGGAAGCCGGGUGGCCCCGAGCUCACUCGGUGGAUGCCCUGGAUGACUUGGGCAGACCCAGCUCCUUGGAAUCAGGAAGGACAUCCCCUUCGGAAAGGAGGCGGGGCCAGCUUCGUGCAUCUCCCCGAAGCCGCAGCAGGGAUGACCUCUACUCCCGAUCUGGAGACCCCUACUACGAUGAUUUCAAGUCCCGCGGCAGACCCCUGGAUAAUGUUUGCCGGGACCCACAUGGGAGCUACAGCCGGUCCAGAGACCAUGAGUAUGAUGGGCGGUUCUUGGAAGAUGUGCUAAGAAAAAAGGAGGUGGGGGAGAGGAGGAGACCCCACAGGGAAGAGGAAGAGCCCUAUUACCCCCCAGCUCCCCCUCCCUAUUCUGAAACGAAGUCACAGUCCGCCCGAGAAAGGAGGCUCAGGAAGAACCUAGCCCUGAGCCGGGAAAGCCUGUCGGUCUGA